Saccostrea cuccullata (small rock oyster) is the source of this 5546-nucleotide messenger RNA. RefSeq names its product protein qui-1-like. Gene Ontology annotation, molecular function: protein binding. Bases 367 to 5316 code for a protein of 1649 amino acids. The transcript is spliced from 25 exons. The record is from RefSeq and is a predicted model, not a curated record. Lineage: Eukaryota; Metazoa; Mollusca; Bivalvia; Ostreida; Ostreidae.
UACCGAUGGCGGAUUCCAAUCUAGAUAUCCACAAAAUUAUCGCAGAAAAGGAAAGCAUCUUAUGAGCGGAAGACCUUCGUCAGAGAUGACAACAUUGCUGAAAUGAAAUCUUCUAAGAUCGAUUGUGACACCCUUGUGGCAUUUAUUUCCAAUUAAUAGUCAUUUCUACCUGAAACUGAUACAGUUAUCGUACGUACCGUGCUUUACAAGGGACCCAGUGUUUAAGUCCAAAACAUCAAAAGAAGUCAGGUCCACGGUAAAGGAUUAGCUUCAUGACAAGGUAUGAUGUAAGCUUCAAACAGAGAUUAAUCCUUCGGCAUUAGCUGUCCACUGAGCUGACCAGAACCACAUGAUGGUGAUGGCAAGAUGGCCGCUGAUUCCACAACUGUCUAUAAAACAGCGGUACAGAACAUCUUAACUGGGAGACUGCAGGAAGUACCAGAACUCCCACGACAGACCGUGAAAAUCUACGUGUGUUCCAAUUACUCAGAUUUUGAAGUUGAAAGGACUGCUCUACUAAAAGACACUUUCCCCACACUUCAACAUCAUUGCCUGAAGUUCGGGAUUGAUCUCCACUGGAUUGAUGUCCACCAUGGCUGUCAACUGGACCAUGCCAAGGACACGCACAGCUUUCAGCGCCACCUGGCGACAAUGGAGGAGUGUCACAGGAAGUCCUCGGGCCCUUUCUUCAUUUGCCUUUUGGGGUCAAAAUAUGGGGACUGUCCUCUUCCAAGUUUUCUGGACGAAGCAGAGUUUACACACAUCAGAAAUGAAGCAUUUGAGGGUGGAAAAGACAUCCGUCUCUUGGACGACUGGUACGUAAAGGAUGAGUAUGCUGUUCCCGUCCUGUAUAAGCUGAAACCUCUACAAGAUGUCUACAAAAACAUCCAAUUUAGAUCUAGUGGAAAUCAGAGAGAACACGAGAGAAACGUAGAGGAAUGGUCAGCUACAUACACAGGUCUUUUGGACAUAAUCCAAUAUGGCGCUAAAAUAGCUCACGACGAAGGAAACAUUAAUCAGGUUCAUCUUCAGAAACAGGAACGUUUUUUCACCUCAGUUCUUGAACAGGAGGUUUCACUAGCUUUGAAAUUGGGCUGCAAGGAAGGAGUUUUUAUUUUCAGAAAUAUAGAAGUGAGUGAGAAAAAAGACAUCAAAGCCGUCUUUUAUGACCUUGACCUCAACGGAAUUCCAGACAAGGACAAACAGGAAAGACUCGGCAAUUUAAAAUGUGAGGUAGACUCAAAGAUUUCUAAUUCAAAUAAAUUCACGUUUACUUUACAAUGUGAAUCCAAAGGUAUAUCAAAAGAAAAUUCGGAACAUGUGACAUAUCUUGAAAACUUGACAGCUGCAGCCGCAAUGGGCUUGAGAGAUUUAUUUGAUGAAUCUGAAAAGAACAAACUGCAUUUUCCGUCAACGAAAAAAGGUGAACUUUGCCUUGAGACAUUGAUACACUUACAUCAUUGCAAAGAAUUAAUGAAGAACUACCAUGGAGGUGGCUUGGACUUUCUCUUAUCCAAGAUACAGGUGCUGCUAAUGAAUGGAACAAGAGUUGAUCACCCACUCAUAAUUAUCAAAGGGGAUACUGGAUGCGGAAAAUCUCACUUCCUAUCUAAAAUAUGUUUUCGAGCGAGAGAAUUAUUUGGAAAGGAUAUGAUACUUAUACCAAGAUUCAUAGGAAUAACACCAAAAUCAAAGGAUAAGCAGCAAAUUCUUAGGGAAAUUUGUGUUCAACUAAACUUUGUUCUUCAGCAGAACAUUUGUUUGGAGGAGUAUGAUGGAUCCCAUCUCACAAAUUACUUUUAUGGUCUUGCGAAUCGUAUUUCUAAAGGUCAGCGUCAUCUAGUGCUUGUGCUGGAUGGUGUUGAUAACUUAGAGAGCCAUGAUAAGGAAGAAAUGAACUAUAUGAUUGACUGGUUCUCGAUAAAGCUACCCCCUAAAGUGCAUCUCAUUAUUUCAUACAGGCCAGGCAAAGAUCAUGUUUUUCAAAAACUUGAAGCCAAAACAAACAAUGCUAUAGACAGUAUGGUGAUCUUUCCAGGUUGGACGCAUGACAGAAUAAAAGACGCACUGACUUUUAAUCUGUCUAAGAAUAAGAGAGUAAUGGCCAAAAACAAAGAAAAACAAUUCAUUAAACUGCUCCUGAAAGCCUCACCGUUCGUCAUUCAAAAUGCUCUGAAACUUUUAAAAGAAUGGCAUGUAAACUACAAUGUCAUAAACAACCACUUUCCAAUUUCAAAUGAAGAAAUAGUUCACAAACAUAUAGACCAGUUGGAGUUUACGUUUGGAACAGAGGUCGUAGAAGCGAUGUGUCGAUACUUUACCUUGUCGAGUUUUGGUUUGAGUGAAACAGAACUUCUGGACAUAUUAUCUUGCAACAACGAAGUCAUACUGUCUGUUUUAAGAUAUAGCAACUCUGAGGUGUUCCGAUUUCCAUGGUUCCUGUGGAUUUAUCUCAAAUCAGAGAUAGGAUUACUUCUGUCUCAGCGUUUCGUCCACCGAAAACUUGUCUUGUGCUGGUCCCAUGAUUUUGUAGAGGAUAUCAUUCGGCGGAGAUAUAUGGCCAAUGUUGAUAGUAUUGGAGUUAUCCAUUCCGAUCUGACGGAACUUUUUCUGGAGACGUGGACGGAGGGUAAACAGAUGCUGGUCCACGAGAACUCGCUGGUGGAGGACGACAUCCAGAGAUAUGUGUGUCACCAGCCUCUUCUCUAUAGUGAGACCAAGUACAACAACAGGAAGAUCAACGAACUGUGGAUACACAUACUGCAGUUAGGUGACGCAAAGCGGUUAAAGGAACACACCUUGUGUAACUUUGAGUAUUUGCUCUCAAUGAUUGACUCCUCGUCCAUCAACACCGUCCUACAGAACUUCCGAUUAACACUGUCCAGACUUGUUGAUGCUGAAAUCUUUCUGAUUUACAACUGCUUGUUGAAAUCAUCUCCUGUCCUUGCUCGGCAUCCGACACAAUUAGCUAAUGAGCUGAUCGGGUAUCUAAGAGAUAUCAAAGAUUUUUACCCUUGUUUCACGGAAUCUCUUGUGACCCAGAGCAUGCAGUGGUGUGACACAUACAACGAGCCCUUGUUUAUUCCUAUGACGUCAUGGCUUCCAAGUCCCCACAUUCCGCUUGUGGCAGCAUUGGACGGUCUAGAUGGAGCGAAUCUCAUUGCACCACUGAACAACAACCAGCAUAUUCUCUGUUCUUAUGGUCUUCUUGACAUUGCAAUGUACCACGUGCCAUCCAAAAAGUUACUAAAGCUGUUUUCGGGUCACAGAAGUACUAUCCGGUGCCUGAUAUUGUCAAACCAGGAACAGUUUUGUAUCAGUGGAUCAGAGGAUGGGACAGUUAGGUUCUGGAAAUUUGCUGAAGGUCUUUGUACACGUGUCAUAAGGGAGCACCUGGGCGCUGUUCUAUGUCUCAGCAUGACCCCAGAAGAUGACGUCAUAAUCAGUGGAUCUGAUGACACAACUAUUGUUCUGUCCUCUGUGUCUACAGGAAAGAGAACUGAUGUUUUGAAAGGUCACACAAAAGCAGUGACAGCCCUUAAGCUCAACAGCAAUGCUGAUCUUUUAUCUUCAGCUUCUCGGGACACAAAGAUUAUUGUUUGGUGCAUGAAAGAGAAGACUCAGUUGCUGACGGUGGAUGACAUUCAUUCUCCUAUUUCCUGUAUAGAUCUGACGUCUGACAACACGUUUUUGCUUGCAGGCUGUGAGGACGGGAGUCUGAAUGUGAUAUCAUUCACCACCGGUUCCUGGAUUCACCAGCUUAAAGGACACAAAGGAUGGGUACGCACUCUGACUUUGGCUAAUAACUGUCACCAUGUGUUUGCUGGUUGCCAAGACAACAUGGUUUAUAUGUACAACUUCAGGACCACAGAACUUAUAGAUAUUUUCCAGGGACAUAGCUCCGCAGUCACACAUGUAAAAAUUUCCUAUGACCAGUCAAUGGUUUUCAGUUCUUCAGAGGGUAAAAUUAAUUUAUGGAGUUUCCUGCCAAAACUUACGAACAACGUAGAAAAUGAUGACCAUAUCUGUACCGUGACAUGCGUAGCCAUCACGACUGACGCUAAACUCGCUUUAUCAGGGGCCACAGAUGGAGAAAUCAAACUAUGGGACCUUGAAAUGAACGCGUAUUCCGAGAGUUUUCUGGGGCAUAGUGGCGCCAUUACAUGUAUCGAACCCUCCUCUAAAUCUGCUUUUAUAGUGACAGCAGCCGAGGACAAGAGGAUUAAAGUCUGGAGUAUGACUCUAGCCACGGUCAUUGUAAGCUAUGAGAAACACGAGAACUUUGUGAGACAGAUGAAGAUUCUGGGGGAUGAUAUGAGAAUCGUGUCUUACGAUAUCCUUGGACACUUUCAUUUAUGGCGGGCGGAUGAAGGCACGACUUUGAUGACGUUUGACAGACAAGCAUCUACCUUCAUAUUAUCAACAGAUUGUCAGUUACUCAUCACUGCUAGGGGAGAUAACUGUGCACGAGUUUGGAAAACUGACACAGGAACGUUGGUUACUGGUGUCAGUCAUACAGAAAAGAUCACGUGCCUCUGUUGUGAUAAAAAAGACCGAUUCCUGGUAACUGGUUCUGAAGACAAAUCGUGUAAGGUCUGGGACCUGACCACGGGAAAACUUACCCAGGUUUUAGUAGAACACAGUACUAGUGUUGUCAGAGUUGCUAUUAACAGCGGUGGAAGCGCCGUUAUUUCAGGAGCCAGCGAUGGGUGUAUCAUGGUAUGGGAGGUAUCCAGUGGGGAGUAUCGCCAUAAACUCAAUUGUCACACAAUGUGCAUAACAGCCUUAAAUUUUCUUUCCAACGAGCAUUUUGUAAUAUCAUCAUCUAAGGAUGGAACCAUCAGGUUGUGGGACGUACUUUUGGGUCUCCACGUGACUAUGAUUGACAUGCACCACCCUGUUAUUAACCAUGUAAUGUCAGACGACUGCUGUAAGAUUGUUGUCCACCUAGAGAACAGUAAACAUGUGCCUCUUCUGUGUCUCCAUAACUCUCCUGAACCGUCCAAUUCGCUCAAUUCUCAGCCACAUUUCAGCUACACGGAUAGAAACGAAGAUAUAAGUCCCGUUUUACCUAUACAUCCAAAGAUUUCAUCAUGUGACAGAUAUUCCAUUGUGUAUCCCAUUCCUCAAAGACCGGAACCACGUGAUUCGGGACCUUCACCUCUACCAGAAAUAAUUCAACUUUCACCGAUCAGAGCGCCACAGAAGACUGUCUUUAAGAAGACGAUUCGGCCUCGUGUCAGAAUCAACAUAAACAGAGAGAAAAGGAGGAGAACUCCCCGUUCUCAGGAAUCAGUCCUUUGUAACAUCAUCUGAUUAUAAAACAACUCAAGUGCUGCUCAAACAAUAUUGAAUCAAUUUAAGUGAAUAUAAAGUACCUUGCAAUGUACAUUUUUAUCUUUGGCAUGCCAAGGUUUUUCUCUCCGUUACGCUCUCACAAAACCCUUUCUAUACUGAAGCUUGAACGAAACGAAAACGAAAAACUGUUUUAAUCAUGUAUGUGUUUUUAAUCUUUUUAUAAUAAAGUUUCACAUUUUUAUAUCAUA